GGAAACAUUCUGGUAGUGAGCAACUCCUGAUGCAAACAUGCUCAUUUCCUAACAACGUUGAAGCUCAUUUCCUAAAUAUAAGGUUAACUUGGUAAUUUAAAGAUUGAAUUUCCACCUAAGUCCCUGGUGUCUAUUUAAGGAACCUGUUAGCGUGGCGACAUUUCCAUACUUGUUUUGACGCGCGCCAGUUUCUUCUUCAUUCUUGGAAAUACGCAAAUUUCUUAUAAAUUUUCCCAAUUACUUUCAUUUUCCCACAAACAAAAAUAUCAAUUAUGGGAUUUGGAAGUGAUAAGCUCGCAUCAGCAGCAAUGUCUGAUUUCUUGAGGAACAAUGGUGGUUAUGCUGUGAUCGAUGGUGGCUUUGCUACUGAACUUGAAAGACAUGGUGCUGAUCUUAACGACCCACUUUGGAGUGCUAAGUGUCUCAUCGAUUCUCCUCACUUAGUUAGAAGGGUGCAUCUUGAUUACCUUGAAGCUGGUGCAGAUAUUAUCAUUACGGCAUCUUAUCAAGCUACAAUCCAAGGUUUUGAGGCAAAAGGCUUCAGCAAAGAACAAAGUGAAGCUUUGUUGCAAAAGAGCGUCCAAAUUGCGUGUGAAGCGCGUGGCGUCUAUUGUGAGAAUAAUGGAAAUGAAAGAAGUCUCCGAAAUUUUCCCAUUUUGGUUGCCGCUUCAGUAGGUAGCUAUGGGGCUUAUUUAGCUGAUGGGUCUGAAUACAGUGGGAAUUAUGGUGAAAAGGUUACACUAGAAUAUUUGAAAGAAUUUCAUAGGAGAAGGAUUCAGGUUCUAGCAGAAUCUGGUGCUGAUCUGAUUGCAUUCGAGACGAUUCCGAAUAAGCUUGAAGCCCAGGCUUAUGCAGAACUGCUUGAAGAAGAUGAUAUAAAGAUCCCAGCAUGGUUCUCCUUCAGUUCAAAGGAUGGUGUGAACGCGGUCAGCGGAGAUUCCAUCCUUGAAUGUGCUUCGGUUGCUGAUUCAUGUGAGAAGGUUCUUGCUGUUGGGAUCAACUGCACCCCUCCUCGAUUUAUUCAUGGACUGACUCUGUCAAUUCAGAAGGUGACAGGCAAACCAAUACUUAUAUAUCCCAAUAGUGGCGAGACAUAUGAUGGUCAGACAAAGACGUGGAUAAAAUCUACUGGGGUAUCCGACGUGGACUUCAUUUCCUACGUGAACAAAUGGCAUGAAGCCGGUGCUGCUCUCAUAGGAGGCUGUUGCAGGACUACUCCGAAUACUAUUAGAGCUAUAGCGAACAACCUGUCCAAAGGACCUGAUGCUCCUAGGCCAUCUGAGCCUGUAACAUCUUCCCAUCCGGUCUAUCAACUUGUAAAAUGAGAGGCAAGAUCAGCGCAUGUGCUGUUAUGGUAGUAGUUAUUGCAUGUUGUUUCUAUGUUUUUCCUCAGUUCCUUGUCUUAGUGUUUCUUUUCCCUUGUAUGUACAGAUGAAAACUCAAGAAAUAAACUUUAAGUGCUCGAAAGUUCUCAUUC
Papaver somniferum (opium poppy) is the source of this 1477-nucleotide messenger RNA. Its product is annotated as homocysteine S-methyltransferase 2-like. Gene Ontology annotation, biological process: S-methylmethionine cycle. Gene Ontology annotation, molecular function: zinc ion binding; S-adenosylmethionine-homocysteine S-methyltransferase activity. The transcript has 7 exons. The record is from RefSeq and is a predicted model, not a curated record. NCBI's taxonomy places the organism in Eukaryota, Viridiplantae, Streptophyta, Magnoliopsida, Ranunculales, Papaveraceae. Bases 273 to 1325 code for a protein of 350 amino acids.